GCUGGUCGAGAAAUAUCCCGUUUACAACUUGUCAUUUUCAUCCUCCACAAAUAGCAUCUUUCAGUUCAUAUUCGUUCCUUCCGUGCUUUCUGGGCCUGUAACAUAUACGCUGGACUUGACGGCCACUUGCGAAUUAGUAUCAUCCUACACAACUGUGCGCUAAAGUCGGAGAAUGGCGGAAGACCCGUACUUUGCGCUCAAAGAUGAGGUUGAGAUCAAUGUCGAGAAUACUACAAAACUGUACAGGCACUGGAAUGAACUACUCAACGCACCUGACACUUCAGCAUCCGCGGAGAGUUUUCGACGAGAGUCGGAAGGAUUGAGGGAAGCGCUGCUGGACAUUGACGAGGACCUAAAAGCUCUUCAGGAGACAAUAGACAUUGUGGAAGCCAACCCAGCAAAGUUCAGAUUAGAUGUUCGAGAAAUUGGGGAACGAAAAGACUUUAUUGCGCGGACGCGCAAGACCAUCCAGGACAUGCGUUCGGCGGUUGUGAAUCCCUCAACAGCAAAAAAGAUCGACAAGGAAGCACGAGAGACGCUCUUGCAGACUAAAAAAUCCGUCAAAACGACCGCCCCGUAUGGACGCACUCAAGAAGAUUACCAACUCUCAAAUCAACGAUUUAUUGAGCGCGAAGCACAGCAACAGCAGGUGCUGAUGCAGCAUCAAGACGAACAGUUGGACGGAGUAUUGGACACUGUGGGCAAUUUAAAGGAAAUUGCUUCAGUAAUGGGGCGCGAGCUGGAUGAUCAAACAGGACUUUUGGUAGAUCUUGAAUCGGGUGUAGAUACAACUGCAGGCAAACUGCAAUUAGGCAUGCGACGCAUGCAAGAAUUCAUCAAAGCUAACGCGGAUACGAAACAGCAGUGGACAAUACUGAUACUUGUUGUGGUUUUAAUCAUUCUCAUCAUUCUAAUAAUCAUGGUAUAAAAUGACACGUCAAUUUGAGUUUCGCCAUAAAAUGAUGGAUUGGCGAUGUGAUACGGCCCUACAUGAUGGGACACGGCAUAUUAUUAGAAUGUACAGUGGGCGCAUAGAAAUAUAUCCCUGCCCGGAUUUUCAUCCUCGCCGA
This is a messenger RNA of Spizellomyces punctatus DAOM BR117, 1070 nucleotides long. RefSeq lists its product as uncharacterized. Lineage: Eukaryota; Fungi; Chytridiomycota; Chytridiomycetes; Spizellomycetales; Spizellomycetaceae. Bases 173 to 928 code for a protein of 251 amino acids. Gene Ontology annotation, biological process: Golgi vesicle transport. The record is from RefSeq and is a predicted model, not a curated record. The transcript has 6 exons. Gene Ontology annotation, cellular component: membrane.